AUGAUGAAUAUACUGAGUGGUAUGAUGGGUAUGGGAGGCGGAUAUAGUGGUCGGUAUAGUUGUCAGAUGCGGGCGUAUUCAGCUGCAUUUAUUGAUGCGGAUUCAGCUAAAGUCGUCGAAUUGAAUUAUGGUGGAAAAGUGAGUACAACGGAGACUCAGACUCCUUUAUGGUUCUUCGAAACUAAUUGGUUCUCUAUAGAUUUUGUUGCCAAAUUCCGCGUUGGAUUAUCUGAUACGAUACAAUGUGCUAUCAAGGUGUCGUCAGUCUGCGAGAAUUCUCGAUCUACAAACUGUGGAGUUUUAGAGUUUUCAGCCCCAGAAGGGAAGUGUUAUCUCCCUCAGUGGAUGAUGAAACAGUUACGUAUCGAUGAAGGAGCUGAAGUUCGCGUGGACUCGGUUACACUUCAGUCGGCUACCUACGCGAAACUUAAACCGCAAUCGCUUGAGUUCCUAAACAUUAGUAAUCCAAGGGCCGUCCUCGAAGUUGAACUACGAAAGUUUGCCUGCUUGACAAAGAAUGACAUCAUUGCCGUUUUG
Cooperia oncophora is the source of this 537-nucleotide messenger RNA. The record is from the annotation of a GenBank genome assembly. NCBI's taxonomy places the organism in Eukaryota, Metazoa, Nematoda, Chromadorea, Rhabditida, Trichostrongylidae.